UUUAUUCGAACACACACAAAACAAAACGCAAAAUUUCACAUUUCUUCUGCAACACUCUCUCUCCAAUGGAUACAGAAAGCAGAAGAGAAAAAUUCCCAUAAUCUCAUUUUUUUUUUUGAAAAUUAGGGUUUCUGUUUAUUCCUCUUCACAAAAGCUACAGAAGAACAAUUUGAAGGAGGAUGAUGAAGAGGUUGUUGGGUGGACCUGGAACAGUGAGUGGAUUCUUGUUGCGGUUUGGACAAUGUGCAUUUGGUGCUGCUUCCAUUACCGUCAUGGUUACUUCUUUUGGCUUCUCUACCUACACUGCUUUUUGCUAUUUAACCGCAUCAAUGGGACUUCAGGUGCUCUGGAGCUUUGGACUUGCAUGUCUUGAUAUUUAUGCCUUGAGAAAAAAGAGAGACUUACAAAAUCCAAUUCUUGUUAGCUUGUUUGUCGUAGGCGAUUGGGUAACAGCCAUUUUGUCACUAGCAGCUGCAUGCUCAUCAGCAGGAGUCAUAGUUUUAUACACAAAAGACGUGGAUAUGUGCGUGACUCAUAAGAUAAUCCCUUGCCACAGGUACCAGGUUUCUAUAGCCAUGGCUUUCGUCACCUGGUUUCUUACUGCAAUAUCAUCACAUGUGAUGUUUUGGAUAUUGGCCUCAGUCUAGCCUGACUAUCAUACACAUCACAGUUUCUUUGAUAUCUUUCUGACUCGCGGGGCGAAAUUUUCUUUACAAUCCCUUCUCAAAACUCUUGAUAGGUGGUUUUUGAAGUGUCAGUUUAGUAUGCCAGUUAUCGCAGCGAUCUCUUUGCGAUCCAGUUCUUGGUUAAAAAAAAAUCUUGCCUCAAUCUAGUUGUAGAGUUUUGGUUUAAUUUUAGCUUUGGAUAUGAUUCUGUGAUUUUUUCUUAAUGUAGGAAAAUUAUCUCACUCAUGCUACAUUUUUGCUUGCUGUACAUAAUCUUGUUUACUAAUUUAGUAUCCAGGAAACCUUGAAAAGAGAUUCUGGAGUUCUCAUUUCACUUGUUCUUAUGAGUUAUAAAAUUCAUGCUCUUGACAGGGUUAACUAUUACUAGCAGGGGUAUUCAUGGUUCAAUUCAGUUAGAAAAUUGAAUCGAUUUGAACCAAACCAUAGUAAAAGGUCACUUGAACUGAACCAAACUGUUUCAAUUAACAAAGAACCUAACAAAUCAAAAUUAUUGGAUUUGUAUAGUGGUUCAAAAUUUUGAGCCGUACCAAAUCGUUAGAAGAUAUAUUUUUUUU
Vicia villosa (hairy vetch) is the source of this 1240-nucleotide messenger RNA. Its product is annotated as CASP-like protein 5B2. NCBI's taxonomy places the organism in Eukaryota, Viridiplantae, Streptophyta, Magnoliopsida, Fabales, Fabaceae. The transcript is spliced from 3 exons. Gene Ontology annotation, cellular component: membrane. The record is from RefSeq and is a predicted model, not a curated record. Bases 180 to 647 code for a protein of 155 amino acids.